Brachypodium distachyon (stiff brome) is the source of this 1035-nucleotide messenger RNA. Its product is annotated as chlorophyll a-b binding protein of LHCII type 1. The coding region runs from base 87 to 887 and encodes 266 amino acids. The transcript has a single exon. Gene Ontology annotation, cellular component: chloroplast thylakoid membrane; chloroplast envelope; plastoglobule. The record is from RefSeq and is a predicted model, not a curated record. NCBI's taxonomy places the organism in Eukaryota, Viridiplantae, Streptophyta, Magnoliopsida, Poales, Poaceae. Gene Ontology annotation, biological process: response to light stimulus; photosynthesis, light harvesting in photosystem I.
CAGUGUCUCCUCUUGCUAUAAAUAGCACCCUCCUUCUCUCCUCUCAAUCCAUCUCUAGUUCUUGACACACUGGUCUUACAAGCGCAAUGGCGGCCACCACCAUGUCCCUUUCUUCCUCGGCCUUUGCCGGCAAGGCGGUGAAGAACCUGCCAUCUUCAGCUCUCUUCGGUGAGGCCCGCGUUACCAUGCGUAAGACCGCUGCCAAGGCCAAGCCUGUCUCAUCGGGUAGCCCAUGGUACGGCUCCGACCGUGUGUUGUACCUAGGCCCGCUAUCCGGCGAGCCACCGAGCUAUCUGACUGGUGAGUUUCCUGGUGACUACGGGUGGGACACCGCCGGGCUCUCAGCCGACCCCGAGACAUUCGCCAAGAACCGCGAGCUGGAACUUAUCCACUCCCGCUGGGCUAUGCUCGGUGCCCUUGGAUGCGUCUUCCCCGAGCUGCUUGCCCGCAAUGGCGUCAAGUUCGGCGAGGCCGUCUGGUUCAAGGCUGGCUCACAGAUCUUCAGUGAGGGCGGGCUCGAUUACCUCGGCAACCCCAGCCUUGUCCACGCGCAAAGCAUCCUCGCCAUCUGGGCUUGCCAGGUCGUGCUCAUGGGUGCCGUUGAGGGAUAUCGUGUUGCUGGUGGCCCACUCGGUGAGAUCGUCGACCCUCUCUACCCAGGCGGUAGUUUCGACCCACUCGGUUUGGCCGACGACCCAGAGGCAUUCGCCGAGCUCAAGGUUAAGGAGCUCAAGAACGGCCGCCUCGCCAUGUUCUCCAUGUUCGGCUUCUUCGUACAGGCUAUCGUCACCGGCAAAGGACCACUCGAGAACCUCGCCGACCACCUUGCCGACCCGGUCAACAACAAUGCUUGGGCCUUCGCCACAAACUUCGUGCCGGGAAAGUAAGGCGGCCUGGCGCAUGUCUCUAGGAGGCCAUGCUCAGGGUGAAGUGGGCCUAGCUGGUUUCAGUUGUACUUGUACCACCCUGUUGUAAAUUACGAACAUUUCCAUGCAAAAGUUUGCUAGAUUUCAUGAAGGACACUUUGUGAUCGUC